Messenger RNA from Acomys russatus (golden spiny mouse), 1552 nucleotides. RefSeq names its product interleukin 15 (gene Il15). Lineage: Eukaryota; Metazoa; Chordata; Mammalia; Rodentia; Muridae. Gene Ontology annotation, cellular component: extracellular region. The coding region runs from base 765 to 1259 and encodes 164 amino acids. The transcript has 7 exons. Gene Ontology annotation, biological process: positive regulation of cytokine production; positive regulation of immune response; positive regulation of T cell proliferation. Gene Ontology annotation, molecular function: cytokine activity; cytokine receptor binding. The record is from RefSeq and is a predicted model, not a curated record.
CCCUCGCGGGGGGGGGGUGUUGUUGAUCUCCGCCUCAGCUUGGGCUCUUUCUCUUUCACUUUUCUUUUAGCUGGGGUUGGGGCUCCCUGGCUGGAAAGCGCACCGGGGAGACCAGGGAAAACCCCCGGCUGAUUUCGCCCCUAGUGCCUCGAUUGCUCACGUUGGCUGCCGCUCUGCAUCCUGCAGCCAGAACUCUAUGGAGGUACAGAAUGGGAGGUGGUAGUGCUGGUGGUGGUGGAUCAACAAUGGAAUUUUUCCCGAAAGCCUACGCCCCGGGCCCCUCCCAGCUCUGGCUCUGCUCAGGCACCCUUUUCCCCACCAGCUGCGGGCCUGGCCGCCCCGCCCUCUUGACCGAGACUUCAAUUCUCAGUGGCGCUAUGUGCAGAGAGUUUUCUUCCCUUCUGUCCAGACAUUCUUCUCCGGGGUUCUCCUCUACAUCCUCCCCUUGCAGAGUAGGGCAGCUUGCGGGUCCUCCGGCAAGUCUCUCCAGCCCGCUGCGCCCAGCGGCUUGCGGUGCACAUCGCUCUGCGCUUGCAGGGACCUUGACAGGGCAGGACUGGGGGGAAGCAACGCGUGUCUGGCUGCCCCCGCCCAGUUGCAGAGUUGGACGACGACGAGAUCCUGCUGCUUGGAAGGCUGAAUUCCACAUCUAACCAAGCUCAGAGAGGUCAGGAAAGGAGGCGUUCUGGAUGGAUGGCAGCUGGAAGCCCAUCGCCGUAGCCAGCUCUUCUUCAACACUUGAGCAUUUACCUGGGAAUUAAGUAAUGAAAAUUUUGAAACUGUACACGAGCAAUGUGUCCAUCUCAUGCUACCUGUGUUUCCUUCUGAACAGUCAUUUUUUAACUGAUGCUGCCAUCCAUGUCUUCAUUUUGGGCUGUGUCAGUGUGGGCCUCCCUAAAACAGAAGCCAACUGGAACGAUGUAAGACUCGACUUGAAGGAAAUCGAAAAACAUAUUCAAUCUAUUCAUAUUGACACUACUUUAUACACUGACAGUGACUUUCAUCCCAGUUGCAAAGUUACUGCAAUGAACUGCUUUCUCCUGGAAUUGCAGGUUAUUUUUCAUGAAUACGAGUACAGUAACACAGAAUUAAGCCAAACAGUGAAAAACGCAAUAAUCGUUGGAAACAGCACCCUGUUUUCUAACCAGAACAUAACAGAAUCUGGCUGCAAGAAGUGUGAGGAGCUGGAGGAGAAAAGCUUCACGGAGUUCUUGCAGAGUUUCCUGCGUAUCGUGCAAAUGUUCAUCAACACGUCUUGAUUGUCGUCGAUCCUCUUCGGUGUUUCUAUUAUUAAGACAUCGCCUCCUGCCGCUCGGAGGCAGCUCAGCUCUGUGCACUGGAGAUCUGCUGGGGAACCAAGGCUUUCUCACAGGAAGCUGUCGCGCACCCCUUGCAGCAGCUGGACUCUUGAAAAUGAAGGGCGAAAUGGAGCUCUUAUCAGACUUAUUCUUUUCUUGCUUAUUUUUAAUUUAUUACUGCACUUGUACAUAUUUGUAAUAUAACAGAAGAUGUCGAAUAAAGUUGUGUGUGUGUUUUAUCACUUGAAAUUUAA